AUGGCCCAGAUCCAGGAGACGCCGCUCGACGAGCGCCAGUGGCGCAGCCCCGUCGCUCUCAACAACCUGCAGUACUUCGGCGGCCUGCACAGCAAGACGGUGCACUUGUACUUCAUGGAGUCGGAUUUCUUCGAUCGCACCUCCAACAACUGGGCCCUCUUCAUGCAGCACAAGGGCGAGCCGUGGCUCACCGAUCGCGACCAGUUCGAACUGCGCCUGCGCGCCAUGCAGGGCCUGGAGUUCAUGGUUGCUGCCGAGCCUGAACGCCGUCCCGAUGGUAGCGACACGGGCAUAUAUGUUUUUCGCAAGCAGCAGCGCCGCAAGCGCCCUGGCCAUGACGAUGACCUGAUUGUGUUGGGCACUUACUAUUUGAUUGGAGAGAAUAUAUACCAAGCUGCGUCUCUGGAGGAUAUCAUUGGGAACAAGAUUCUCGCUGCUACGACCUCCUUGUCCAAGUUCUUCGCCAUUGCGUCGUCUCUCCCCAUCUACACAUCUGGACGUGGAUAUACCUAUUACCCUUCGUCAACUUCUGUCAAGCAGACCAAUGCCUCUGCGAAUGCCUCCCGCCGCUCGAGUCGUGCCGGCAGUCCUACAGGAGAAUCAUCCUCCGCCAUUGACAUGAACGAUGGACCCGCAUCAUCACAGAACCAGCCUGGUGAUAUCCAGCAAUCGCAGAAGGCCAAGAACACAAACGCCGCGGCAGCUGCGACAUCGAUGCACGCCCUGACGCAAUCCUUCCACCUCUUCAACCAAUACAAAGACGAGUUCAUGGACACCAAUCCCAUCAUCGGCGAACCGGGCUCGUUCCACUUCAGCGCCACUGCACGUCAUAUCCAACAGACGCAGACCAAGCAGGCCGAGGCCGCGGCCGCUGCCGCUGCGAAACUGUCAAACGCCGGCGCUGCGGACGGAACCAAAACAGACAGCAAACCCGGCACCCCUGCUCUCGCUGCCAGCCCCGAUAUAUCAGUCACCGUGCCGGGCCCGAGCAAGAAGCCAGCAAAGAUCAAAAGGAGCAAAAGUAGAGCUGGCACCGCACCCACCAGCCCGGCCACUCCGACGGCUGGCGCAACACCCGGGAAAGCAGCGUGA
Messenger RNA from Diplodia corticola, 1092 nucleotides. Its product is annotated as mediator of rna polymerase ii transcription subunit 6. Gene Ontology annotation, cellular component: mediator complex; core mediator complex. The record is from RefSeq and is a predicted model, not a curated record. Bases 1 to 1092 code for a protein of 363 amino acids. Gene Ontology annotation, molecular function: transcription coactivator activity. Gene Ontology annotation, biological process: regulation of transcription by RNA polymerase II. The transcript is spliced from 2 exons. Lineage: Eukaryota; Fungi; Ascomycota; Dothideomycetes; Botryosphaeriales; Botryosphaeriaceae.